UUUUGGGUUUAAAUGGGUGGGUGGGUGGGUCGCGACGGGAAAGAGGAAGGGAAGGGGAUGGUCGCAGGCCGGCCGGGGAGUGGACCAGGAGGCCAGCCGAGGGUAGAGGUCCGGGCUGGGCUGGUGGCGGCAGUGGCUGAGUUGGUGUUUUAUUUUUUUAUUUUUAAUUUUUUUUAAAGUUAGUUAAUUAAAUAAAUAACAUUAAUAAUCACCAAUUACAAGCUGCCAUGUGGCAUAAUUAACGUUAAUGACUAACACCGUUAACGGAAAUGACAUGUUGUGACAUUUACCAAAAAUUUAGUGGUAUUUGGUGUAUUAGAAAGUUUCGUGUGGUAUAUGGUGAAUUAUGCAUUAACUCAGUGGUAUAUGGUGAAAAAUCCAUUUUUAAAUAGACAAUUACCGCAAUCUUCUUUUUGAGGAAAACGUGAGCCGGAAUUAAUAUUGCAUAUCAAAGACAUUUACCGCAGUCGGUAACAUUUGUAGCUACUUAAAUUAAUUUUAAAAGCAAUGUCGUUGGUAAUAAUUUUAUCUUUUAUUUUUAAAACAAAACUCUAGCCCACUAACUCCUUACUCCUCGGCCAAAUUUCCUCCCUUCCUCCUUUCUCAUUUCCUUUUAUAUCAUUCUAUGUCUUAUUCUUCCUAUUUCUCUCUCUACUUCUCUUUCUCGUUCCUCCUCUUCUCUUUCCAACUCAUCCUUCUCUCGUUUUCACGGUGAACCGAGAAAACAAGCAUCACAUUUUAUGGUGGACUUUGAGGUUUUUACGAGCAAAUGAUUGUGUAGCGUUUUUAAAAAUGAUUUCAAGUUUUUUUUGUGGCCAAAUUCGACCAUGAAAAUUCCAGAUUUAUAUCCCUAAUUGACGAUUAAUGUCAUAAAAGGAAUGUUUUCUCUUGAAAUUUUUAUUUAAUUUUUGAUGUUUUCGUGGUGAAAUUUGUCGUGAAUUUUGUGAGGUUGGUUUUUGGGCAGUGGUGUAGUAACGAUUGUUGGGUGGAUGGUUUUGAUUUUGGGGGUGGUGUGGUUUUUUUUUUUUUUUUUUUCCAAGUUUUUUUUGGUUCUUUUUCUUGGUUUGGGUGGUUGGUUUUUGUGGUGGUAAUGGUGCAACAAAAUGGUGGUUUGGGUGAGGAUGCAACGGUGUAGGAGGAUGCAGUUUUAUUUUGUAUUUUUUUGGUUGUUUCUUUUUCGGGUUUGGGUGGGUUGGUUUUAGUGGCAGUGGUGGUGUAGAAAAGUGAUUGUACGAGAAGGGGUGCUACGUGGUGGGGGUGUAACGGGGUGAGGGAAGGUGCGAAGUGGCAGGUGGGUGAUGCAUAAGGGGGGAGGGGGUUGGGAAGGUUGUGUGAUGGAAGAUUAUUAGGGGAGUGGUAAAGGAUAAGAGAUGGGGCAAUGACUACUUGGGGGUGUAGCUCAAGUUGUUUUUUUCUUUUUUUUUGCUCUCGAGAUUACUAACAGCCAGGCCGUCAAUGUUUUUCGACGGCCAUGCAAAACCAUCACUAAUUAAAGUACAGACGACCAAAUCCGUUGGUAAUAUCAUAAUUUCGAACUAGUGGAUUUCUGACCAUUACCAAUGGCUAGCCUUUGGAGACCAAACUACUGAAGAUUUUAGGGUUAUUACCGAUGUUUUUAGCUAUCGGUAAUUAGAUGUUUUCUCUUUUUUUUUUUUUUUUUUUUUUUUGAAGGACUAAGUGUUUUGUUUUAAUGCAAUAGCAUUUUGUGAAUUUUUAAAAACCCUUGGUGAAAAAACUAUUAACAAAUUUAUGAGUAUAUUGCAUAAUGAUAUGGCUAUCGAGAUAUAGAGAAAAAACCAAAAAUUGAAGUAGAUUAUUUAAAUCAAUCAAAAUGUAGUUUUUGAAUGUAUUUAUAUUAUUUGACUUAGAAGAAAGUAAGAGGAAAACGUUAUGAAACAAUUUUCUAACUUUUGCAAGGCUAAUUACUACAAAUGGGAGAUGUCAAGAUUACUCAAGAAAUACAAGGUGAUUAAUUUUACCCAAACCAAUUCACGUCUUGCUAAUAAUGGCCUUUCGGGAUCAAUCCAAAGAUUGCGAUGUCGAGCUAUGUUUGAGUCUCUUCAAUACACCGAUGAAAUAAAAUUCCUCGCAAACAAAUUUAUAAAGACUCUUCGAAGAAACAAUAAUCCUUAUAUUGCACUGCAUCUAAGGUAUGAGAAAGACAUGCUUGCUUUCACGGCUUGCACGCACAAUUUGACUUCUAAGGAGGCUAGAGAGCUUACAAGUUUGAGGCGUCACACAACACAUUGGAAAGAAAAACAUAUAAAUGGCAAAAACAUGAGACUGCAAGGAGCAUGUCCAAUGACUCCAAGGGAGGUUGCUAUCUUCUUAGAAUCUUUAGGAUUUUCAAACAAUACUAUAAUUUAUAUAGUAGCAGGUGAGAUAUAUGGUCAUAAUGGACUUGAAUCUUUACGAGCAAAGUAUCCAAACUUGUAUGAUCACACGAGCUUAUCCAUUGAAGAUGAAGUGACAUCUUUUAAAGAUCAUAGUAAUAAACUUGCUGCUAUAGACUAUAUGGUUGCUGUUGAAAGUGACAUAUUCAUUUAUACUUAUGAUGGACAUAUGGCUAAGGCAGUGAAGGGUCAUAGGAUGUAUGAAGGAUUUCGGAAGACUAUUAGCCCUGACAUAAAAAGGUUUGUGAAGCUUGUUGAUCAAUUGGAUAGAAAAUAUAUAUCUUGGAAAGAUUUAUCUUCAGAAGUAAAGCGCAUACAAAAACGAAGGAUAGGCUCUCCUACAUAUAGAAGGGUUGGGUCUAACCCAAGAGAAGAAGAGAAUUUCUAUGCAAAUCCGUAUCCAGGAUGUAUAUGUGAAAAGUCUAGAUGAUGUAAGAUUCAAAAAUUUUUAAGGAAUCUAAAUGGUUUUGAAUUGUAAUGAAAAUACAAUUAAUUCUACUUACUAAGUGUUUAUUGAUUCGAUGCAUUCUUUUCAAGGAUAAAAAAUGGGAUCAUGAAUAAAUAAAUAAUUUUCAGGUUUUAU
Molecule: messenger RNA, 2976 nt
Organism: Chenopodium quinoa (quinoa)
Lineage: Eukaryota; Viridiplantae; Streptophyta; Magnoliopsida; Caryophyllales; Amaranthaceae
Exons: 3
Coding region: 1891-2823 (310 amino acids)
Cellular component (GO): cytoplasm
Source: RefSeq, a predicted model, not a curated record